AUGUCGUUCGGUCUAAUGAAUGCACCAACAGUGUUCAUAGAUUUGAUGAAUAUGACAGAGGCCGAGCAUGAGGAGUAUUUGCGGAAAGUUUUAGAGACGUUGAAGGCCAAUAAGUUGUAUGCUAAGUUUUCUAAAUGUGAAUUUUGGUUGAGGCAAGUGUCCUUUCUAGGGCAUGUAGUAUCGAAGGAAGGUGUCUAUGUGGAUCCUGCAAAGGUUGAGGGAGUUACGAGUUGGGCUCGUCCAACCACAGUCAGUGAGGUAUGCAGUUUUUUGGGGUUAGUAGGCUACUAUAGACGAUUUGUAAAGGACUUCUCUCGCAUAGCCGCCCCAUUUACUCAGUUGAUCCGGAAGGGAGCAACAUUUUUUUGGAAUGAGGCUUGUGAAAACAGUUUCCAGGACCUCAAGCAGAGGUUGGAUUCAGCCUCAGUUCUUAUAGUACCGGAUGGAUCAGAUGGUUUUGUCAUUUACAAUGAUGCGUCCAAGAAGGGGUUGGGAUGCGUAUUGGUGCAGCAGGGCAAAGUAGUUGCUUACGCUUCACAUCAGCUAAAGAAGCAUGAACAAAAUUAUCCCAUGCACGACUUAGAGUUAGCAUCAGUGGUUUUUGCUCUCAAGAUCUUGAGGGAAUUAGAUAGGGCAAAGAUUGCAGUGGCUGUGGGAAAGGUCACGACACAGUUAGCACAGUUAUCGGUGCGAUCGAGCCUAAGGCAGAAGAUUAUUGAUGCGCAGUGA
Molecule: messenger RNA, 729 nt
Organism: Benincasa hispida (wax gourd)
Lineage: Eukaryota; Viridiplantae; Streptophyta; Magnoliopsida; Cucurbitales; Cucurbitaceae
Source: RefSeq, a predicted model, not a curated record